CCGCAUAUGCCGAGAAUGAUGGUGCGGCCCGCGAUACUCGAGUGCCUUAGUCUGAGACUCUGACCAACCAGAACCCGCCAACCAGAGCCUCUGCCAAGAACUGACGAAAAGCCCAAACCUUCACGGUCCCUCAGCUCUCUCGCGACCUGACGAUCCCUCCAUCAAUCAGGCUGACAUUUUUGAACGAGUCCUGAUAUUAUCAAUUGCUACCUCCUAUUCCCCCUUUGCCUUUGCCUUGAUCCGUAAUUCUACUACUCGUCUUUCAGAAAAACUCCCUUGACAUCGAGCCACAAGAUCCCUAUUCCUUGAGGAGCCCAUAAUCUAGCUUGUCAUCACCCCACCCCACCCGCAAAGACGGUGGAAGAUGUCAUAUAACUCCGCAAGCUAUUGGAGCAGCUCUAGGGGCUCGGAUGAUCCAUUCGAAAAAUACAAAUCCCAACGAAGCGCUCAAAGUGGGCUUCCGGGCUUCAGAUCGCGAAAGAAAGGUCAGACCGCGAGGCUCUUGAGGCUUGUAGCUUUCGUGUUUGUCUUUGGUGUGCUCCUGACUAUUUACUGGCAGUCCAAUGGUGUCUAUUCCGCCCCCGGAUCAGCUUCCCAUGUAAAACCGGCACCUGUUGGAAGACCACCAAAGCCGAAACCAUCCAAGGAUACGAGACAGAUAGGCAAAGAGAAGGCUACGUUGGUGAUGCUUGUUCGGUAUUCUAUCUCCGAAUUUUCCGUUGAAUAAUUUUAUUCACAUUCAGCUGAUCUUCCCAUCAUUCUUCGGCACAGAAAUUCAGAGCUCAAAGAUGCUCUAGGCUCUAUGAAACAGAUCGAGGAUCGGUUCAAUCGCCACUAUCAGUACCCUUGGACCUUCCUUAACGAUGAACCCUUUACGGAGGAAUUUAAAACUCAUACCACUCGGAUGGCGUCAGGAACGACAGAGUAUGGGUUGAUUCCCAGAGAACAGUGGAGCACGCCGGAUUGGAUCUCUGAAGAUAAGUUCCAGGAAGUCAUUUCAAGAAUGUCGCAGGAGGGUGUGAUAUAUGGCGAUUCUCGGACCUAUCGACAUAUGUGUCGGUACAACUCUGGCUUUUUCUUCAGAGACAAGCUCCUAGCUAAAUACGACUGGUGAGUUACAUUCCGACGCACGUGGGUCUAUGCUCGCACCGGCCGGUAUAUGGCUUCCUAACCCACCUCUUGCUUACGGACGGGUGUCCGCAGGUAUUGGCGUGUGGAACCAAGCAUCGGGUUCUACUGCGAUAUGACCUAUGAUCCGUUCACCUUUAUGCGCGAAAAUGAGAAGAGGUAUUCAUUUGUGAUUGCGUUACCGGAGUAUCUGCCGACAGUUGAAACGCUGUGGAAGACAACUCAGGACUUCGCCAAGCUACAUCCGGAGCAUAUCGCAAGAAACAAUUCAUUGGGCUUCAUAGCUACUGAUCCCGACGAAGGGUGACACCCCCUGGCCUCUCCCCGCUCCCUCCACUUACCAUCACUGUGUGUCACUAACACCCCAUCAGAAUUCAAGAAACCGACUACAACCUAUGCCAUUUCUGGUCCAAUUUCGAAAUUGCGGACCUCAAUUUCUGGCGCGGAGAAGCAUACCAGAAGUACUUUGAAUUUCUUGAUAAAAAAGGGGGUUUCUACUAUGAAAGAUGGGGCGAUGCACCUGUUCACUCUAUAGCCGCUGCUCUGUUCCUUCCUAGGGAUCAGGUACACUUUUUCGGAGACGUCGGCUACGAACACGUUCCAUGGUACUACUCCCUUGCUUCAGACCCCUCCCCCUUCCUCUUACAAUUCACACAGCGGAUCUAACGGCCAAACAUUUAGGGGUCGAUGUCCGUUAGAUGACGAAAGUCAUGAUACUGCAAGAUGCAUUUGCCCUUUUGACCGCAAGGAGAGCUUCGACCACAAUCCGUGGAGUUGCCAAAACAAGUGGAACAAUUUUCUCGGUGGGUACCCGGUUUAACCUCAUGAACUUUGGAGCUGAUCUUUGCGUAGGACUACCCGAAAACCCUAUAUUCGAAUGAGCAGCCCAUUACCAUUACCAUUUCCCUUUUUCUUUUCUGUCUUAAUGGAGCACCCCUUUCCGCCAGGAGGAAUCGUCGUUUAUAGUAGCUCAACACAUUGUUUUAUCUUAGUUUCCUAGUUUUUUUCCUUUCAUUUCUUCAUAAAACGGCGUUAGCUAGUGGGGGGAGCGGGAUCGUGGGAAAGUCAAACACGCAUACAUCGCACGAAACAAGUGACCAAAGAACGACAAGCUGAUAUGAAAAAAACAAAAACAUGGUCUUACUCACCAUACUCAAGCCCCCUCUCUCGUGCCAUCGACAACGAAGAAACCCCCCUCCUUCCUCGUUGCCAACUGCAUAGCAUUCCACUUCACCUCCCCCUUACCCCCUCCAUCCCCUCCCGCCUGCAAAUCCUUCAAACAAAUAACUCCCUCCCCACCGCCAACCUCAUCCCGUAUCCCCCUCAGCGGUUCCACCCCCUCCGUAUCCACCGCCGCAAGAGCCCGCACGAAGUGUAAGUGAUCGCGCAAGUCCGCCUCAUCAUUAGCACCCAUGGGUAAUGCCGAAAGGCGGUGCAGGUGAGCGAUGGUGGCCCGUGGCACGGUUCCCUCCGUGGCCGUUGUAGGGGUGGAGGCGAAGUCUGGAAGGAGGGCACGUACGGACCAGGCGGGGGGUUUCAGGAAUUUCAUUUCGCUUC
Molecule: messenger RNA, 2685 nt
Organism: Tuber aestivum (summer truffle)
Lineage: Eukaryota; Fungi; Ascomycota; Pezizomycetes; Pezizales; Tuberaceae
Source: the annotation of a GenBank genome assembly